Messenger RNA from Ziziphus jujuba (common jujube), 1531 nucleotides. RefSeq lists its product as uncharacterized. NCBI's taxonomy places the organism in Eukaryota, Viridiplantae, Streptophyta, Magnoliopsida, Rosales, Rhamnaceae. The coding region runs from base 975 to 1340 and encodes 121 amino acids. The transcript is spliced from 4 exons. The record is from RefSeq and is a predicted model, not a curated record.
UUUUUUAUUAGCCUGACUACCAUAUACCGUAUAUAAUUUAAGAAACAAUUCGAACUCAAAGCAAAAGAAAUAUAAUACGACCACAGGAAAAAAAAAUCAACCGGUUUAAAAAGAAAAAAAUGGGAAAGGUGGUAUGACGACAGCUCAUGACGAAAGACCACCUUGCAAAAGCCGGCAGGCCGAAUCUCUCCGAGUCUGGGAUGACAAGUACGACGACGCCAACGAAAUAAGUUUGAAUUUUUUAUACCAAAAUUUGAUUAAAAUGAUAAAAACUUGUAAAUAAAAUCAUAAAAUGAGAAUGAACAAAAAAGGGGGAAACAACAAAAAAAAGAAAAGAAAAGAAAAGUAACACAUCUGAGCAUCAGAUUUAAAAAGCUCGAUUUUUGGAAGCAUCAUGGACUAGCCAAUCAGAAACAAAAUUCCAAUUGCUUUCAUCAUAUGCUCAGAUCAGAUAUAUUAAUUAUGAACGAAUAAAAGAAGAUGAUGAAAAGAUACGCAAAGCAAGACGUUGUUCUUCCAAAAAAAUAAACCCUAACGCUGAAAGAGAGACAUAAACGAACUGCGAUACUGCUUUCUAUAGCCUGUUGUCGAACUUGACCAUUGUAUUUAUAGGGCGUAGGGAGAAAGAAGAAAACCCUAAUCACCUAUCUUUCGUAGCAAUAAAACGACAUCGUGUUGUAUAUGAUAUUAUUGUUAUUUUUUCUAAUGUCGUGUUUGGUAAUACGGUAAUCUAAAGGUCGGUUUAAGUGUCUGCUUUCUAUUCCCACCCUUCUGAGAUUUGGAAAAAAGUCCUAUUUCCGGCGGACAUCGAAAAAUCCAUCGACUUGGGAUAGUGGGGGCCAAAGGGGUAAAAGUUGUGUCUUCUUUCGCUGUUUUCAACAAAUUCCUGAGUGGGGUUGGUUUUUAAAAUCUUUUGUAACGCCAGUGAAGCAGAAAGAGACAUCGUAAGACUUUCUCUGCAACAAGUUUUCACAAUGAGUGCAGGUGGUGCGUUUGGUGGUAAUAGGGGAAUGAGACCAGUACCUCCAGAAAAAGGAAUCUUUCCUUUGGAUCAUAUGCAUUUGUGUGACCUGGAGAAGAAAGACUACCUUAAUUGCUUAAAAUCGUCAGGCCACCAAUCUGAACAAUGCAGAAGCUUCUCAAAAAAGUACCUGAAGUGCCGUAUGGAAAAGAACUUGAUGGCAAAACAAGACUUGUCUGAACUUGGAUUUCGUAAAGUAAAUGAAAAAGAAACACCUGGAGAGAAGGCUACUGAGAGGAUUGAACUUGGAAUUGGUAAAGAAAGUGACAAGGAAACACCUGGAGAGAAGGUUACUGAGAGGAUUGAUGAUCGAAGAUGAUAAUAGCUUGGGAUUGAAGAGAAUAGUAGUAGAGGGAGUGUGUCUAUUGGCUGGUGUUGAUUCUUUGGGGACUUUUUUUAGAACAUGGCCGGUAUAUAGUCUAUUUUGGAAGUACGUGUAAAGAAUCCUAGAAAUCGCAUAUGAUAUAGGUCUCAAGCAAAUGUGAAUUUGCAAAGUUUGAUUUUGAUUGA